ACGAUAGAAGAGCAAAGAAGAAGAAGAAGCAGCAUAAAAAAUGAUCACAAUUUGAACAAUUUCUUUGGGCAACAAUUCUUUCGAGCUCGAAACAAAAGAACAAAAAACAAAAAUCACAAAAACAAAAACUUAAAUCAAAAGCAAAAACCAUUCAAAAACGGUUAUUUUUCGGACAGCAGUGUUGUACAACGUGCUAUGCAACAGUUUUCGGUGUGCAAAAAGUGAAAAAAUAGAAAAUAAAAAAAAAUCAAGCAAAAAAUAAAAACAAAUUGAAACCAAAAGCGACAUAAUUAACCACAAGAACAUAAACAACAACAACAACGUCAUCAGCAAACGCAACAGCAAACGCAACAACAACAACCAACGAGGACGGCCUAAAUCCAACAACAAAAACAACAACAAAAAACAAAUCAAUUGAAAAUUGAAACUUAUGGAUUGCUGGACGGGUAACGCCCGACUGGCGAGUGUUUUAGUUUAAGCAGCGUAAGCUGUCACCGACAUGGGCAGUGAGCAAUACUGCUUGAGGUGGAACAAUCAUCAAUCCAACCUGUUAGGGGUGUUUAGUCAAUUAUUACAGGACGGGAGCCUGGUGGACGUUACAUUAGCUUGUUCAGGGGGCCCAUCCAUCAGAGCCCAUAAGGUGGUCCUCUCGGCCUGCUCCUCGUAUUUCCAGAGCCUGUUUCUGCAGCACUCCGAUCCACAUCCAAUUGUGAUACUGAAGGACGUCCGUUUUGCCGAGCUGCAAACUCUAGUUGAAUUCAUGUACAAGGGCGAAGUGAACGUGCAAUAUUGUCAGUUGCCAGCGCUGCUCAAGACAGCCGAAUCACUCAAGGUUAAAGGCCUAGCCGAGAUGACAAAUCAGAAUACAACGCUGCGGGAGCCCGAACGGGAACCGGAUCGACUGCGUCCCCAUUCGCAGGCCAGCGGCGGCGCAGGCGCCAGCAAGGCGGCCGAUAGUCCAGCGGCAGCGGCCCUGGAUGCCACAGCAGCAGCGUCCGCUCCCAGCUCAACAACCGCGACAACAGCGGCAACUACAACAGCAGCAGCCGCAGCAGCAGCCGCAGCAGCAGCAGCAGCGUCGGCAGCGGCAGCAGCUGCGGACAACACAGCGACAGCAGCUGCCUCUACAAGCAGCAGUACAGCAGCAGCGGCAGCAGCAGCGGCAGCAGCAGCGGCUGCAGCAGCAGCGUCAACAACAACAGCAGCCACAACGGCAACAACAACAACCACAGCAACAACAGCCGCAUCGGGCUCAACGCCAGCAACCUCAGCGACUGAGGCGUCGGCGUCGGCGUCGACGUCGGCGACGUCGGCGUCAAAGCGUGAGGCAAGCGAACGCUGCAGCCCAACGCCGCCGAAGCGGCCAGCGAGCAGCAGCACAGCGGCCAUUGAGCUGCUGGAGGAUGAUGACGAUGAGGAUGAUGAUGAUGAUGAGGAGGAGGAGGAAGAGCUGCUGGAGGAGGAGCUGGAGGAGGAAACACCUAUGCCGCUAGAUCUCUAUCAAAGACCCGCCGUUGCGUCCGCUGACCCACAAGCUAUGCCGCCAGAGAGCGCCGCGAGUAGCCACAGCAACAACAACAACAACAAUAACAACAACAACAACAACAGCGGCAGCAAUAGCAACAACAACAGCAGCAACAACAACAACAACAGCAGCAACAGCAACAACAACAACAACAACAACAAUAACAGCAGCAGCAACAACCAAAUGAAGGCCACAUGCUCCUCCUCAACCGCAGGUUCGCCCAGCGGCAGCAACGGCGACUGCGCCGCAAACGCAGCACCCGAGCCGAGCAGCCAUGUCGUGGCCGUCGACGAUGAUGACGAUGAGGAUGAGCCGAACGACAAUGACAAUGAUAUGGAUGAUUCGGACGAGCAUGUGGUUGUUGUCGAUCGCUCCAGUGCGGCUGCCGCCGCAGCAGCAGCGCGUGAUAUUGCGCAACGCAUUGCGCAUCAUAGGGCGCGGCGAGCGCAUGGUGAGGACGAGGAUGAGGACGACGACGAGGAUGAUGAUGUGGAGCUGCCGGCGGCGCAUGAGACGCUGCUGCACUCGCCAGGCGGCGUUGUUGUCGGCGGUCUGCAGCCCAAGACCGAAGUGCUCGACGACGAUUACGACGACGAAAUGGAUCUGGACGAUGACGAUGAGGCGGACAAUAGCAGCAACGAUAUGGGCCUCAACAUGAAGAUGAGCAGCGGCGGCGUCGAUCUCUCCACGGGCUCCACCGUUAUACCAUCGCCGCUGAUGACCAUGCCCUCAUCGUCGGCGGCAGCAGCCGCGGCAGCAGCUGCCGCCGCAGCCGCCGCUAUGGAAUCGGCCCGCUCCACGCCCGGCGCCGGCGCCUCCGAUCUAAGUCUAUCGAUGGCACAGUCGGGGCGUCCAGCGUCGCGUUCAUCCCGCGACGGCAGCAACGUCGCCGAGGGGCGCUCCAGCAGCCUAUUGAAUCCCGGCUCCGUAGCCGGUCUCUUGCCAGUGCAAUCGGUGCCAUUGAGCCUCAAGAAAGAGAUCGAUUGCAGUGAGGAUGAUAACAGCAGUCACAGUAGACACAUGCAACCUCGUUCGGCAUCAGCUGGCGGCGGACUGGGCGGCGACCUUGACUACCGCGCCUCGCACGAGUCGCUGCUGCGCAACUUUGGCUCACCAAUGAGCGCAAUGACCGCCAACCGCUGCCCUACACCAUUCGCGUUUCCAUUCUCGCCACUCGGCCUGAGCCUAUUCGACAUUGAUCCGUCCAGAAUACUGAACCUGCUGCACCACCAGACCUGGCUGGCCGAAGAGGCAUUGCGCACGCGCGGCCUGCUGACCGCACCCAAGGACUUUCCUCAUCGUUUUACCACGCUAAGCGAUCUGCUAACCAAGGACUAUCAGCCAACUGGUGCCAGCUACGCGGCCAAGCAGCCACAGUCCACAACCAACCGUUCCAGCGAUGCACAGUACAAACAGCAGCAGCAGCAGCAACAACAGCAACAAUCGCAACAGCAACAAGCGCAGCAGCAACAAGCGCAGCAGCAACAAGCGCAGCAGCAACAACAACAGCCGCAACCGCAGCCUCAUGCUGCCUUUGGGAUGCGCUAUGCCACGCCCACAGGCUUUUUUGCCCAAUCGAAAAGCGUCAAAUCCGCAGGCGCUCCCUCGCCCCAGCAAAUGGCCAGCUCGUCAAGCAUGACGACGGAAACACAGCUGGACAGCCAAACGGCGGACAACGAUGAUGUGACCAUUGUGGAGCUGGGAAGCGAGCGCAGCGUGGUCACGCCUAACAGCAGUGCGCUGCUCUACAAGGAGUCGCUGGAGCAACUGCUGGCCCAACAGCAGCAGCAGCAGCAACAACAGCAACAGCAGCAGCAGCGACGGCGCGCCGCCAACAACAGCACGCCAAGCGCAGGCACUGCAGCUGUAACUGCAGCCGGAUCUGUAGCUGGAGCUGGAGGCGUCAUUGUGGAUGCCAGUGGCUUGCGGCAGUAUACGCAACUGUUGCUGUCCGGUGCCGGCACGCCGGUUAGCUGCACGGACACAUCGAGCAGCUGCAAGGAGAAGAGCUCCUCGUCGUCUACCUCAUCGACGCCGCCGCCAAGCGGCGCUCUGCUCGCCCAGCAUCAGCAGCUUAGCCAAAUGCUGAAGAGUCCAUCGGACACGUGCUCCUCGCUGUUCAGCGAGCCCAUCGAGGAGGAAACACGCUGUGUCGUUUGCAAUGCCCACUUCCCAAAUGUCUGGCUGCUGGAGCAGCAUGCGGCACUGCAGCAUCCGCACAUUGGGCCUGGCGAGGAGAAGCCCUUCAUAUGCGAGCAGUGCGGUCAGUCUUAUCGCUAUCGCAGCGCCUAUGCCAAGCACAAGGAACAGAAUCAUCGCGCACGCCUCCCCGCAGACAAGCUCUUCACCUGCGAUGUGUGCGGCAUGCAGUUCCGCUAUCUCAAGAGCUUUAAGAAGCAUCGCCUCAAUCAUGCGCUCGAGCGGCUCCACGGCAAAAAGAGCAUUGGCGCUGGUGUCGGUGUCGGUGUCGGUGUCGGCGUCGGCGUCGGCAUGGCAACUGCACGCAUGAUUAGCGGCACAGCGUCAUCGGCAGCAACAUCUGCACAGGUGGAGCAGGAUGUGGUGACCAGCUCACAGGAGCCGAUGCUCGCCGACGAAGGCGAGGACCUGCGCAUCAACGUUAAGCGCGAGGGCGACGAGUCAGCCGCUGCCGGCCAGCAGGAGGCCGCCAGCGAAGAGCACGAACAGGACAACACAAUCGAUUCGGCGGGCAUCACAAUGCUCUACAAUGACAACAACUCAUCGGCUUCGGCCUCCACCAGCGCCACGGAGCCGAACAUCAGCAGCUCAGACGGUAUACAUAGUACAAACAAGCGGUCACGCCUGUUGAACAGCGCACACCACUUGGAAACGGAUCCCUCCUAUCAUCAUCAGCAACACCAUCAUCAUCAACAACAACACCAUCAUCACCAACAGCAGCAGUCGCAGUCGCAGUCACAGCAGCUGCCUCCACAUCUGGCGCACGUCUCACUGCCAAUGGCCAGCGCUGCUGCCGGGUCGUCCUCGGCCGCGGCAGCCGCUGCGGCUGCUGCAGCCGGUUGCAAUACGAGCCCCAGCGCUGGCACAGCUAGCACUGCCAACAGCGGCGUGGGCGGAAGCGGCAUCAGUUCGCUUAGUUCGCUGACAUCGCUGAUCAACGCGGAACGCAUACCCAAUGAGCAGUUCCUGGGCCUCAAUCCGCAGGAGGCUUCAAUACUCAAUUUCUUGAGAGUCGAUGCCGCCGAGCGACAGCGGGAUAAGCGACCCGCCACCUCGCGCUUCGCCUGCCCCUUUUGCGGCAAGUGCGUGCGCUCCAAGGAGAACCUCAAGCUGCACGUGCGCAAACACACCGGCGAGCGUCCGUUCGUCUGCCUGUUCUGCGGUCGCGCCUUUGGCGGCAAGUCGGACCUGACCCGCCAUCUGCGCAUCCACACCGGCGAGCGGCCGUAUCACUGCGAGUCUUGCGGCAAGUGCUUUGCCCGGGCGGAUUAUCUAUCCAAGCAUUUGACCACCCACAUACACAAUGCGCCGCGCUGAGAUGAGGCGCGUAGGAGGCGUCUCCUACGCAGAUAAGCCAACAAACACACACGCACACACACACACACACACGCAUACACUACACAGACAACACACUCAAACACCCAAGAGGCAUACAUUACAGGAAACAUAUGCAAAUUUAUGUAUAGAUCUAUUAUUACUACCAUCAUUAUUAGAAUUACAAUAUGAGAAGGCAAGUGUCCAAUAUUUUUUUUUUUUUUUUUCCUUGAGAGUAGUCACAAAGUUCGAAUUUUUUGAGGAAGUCGUGAGGGGAUAGAUAGUACGAGCUGAGGUACAGUCAGCGCUCAGAUCAACCAUAGAGCAAAUGUGUGUGCAGGGUUGAAUAUAUAUAUAUUUUUUUUUUUUUUUUUUGAUUUUUUAUCGUAAUUUGUAAUAAGGAAUAUUAACAACUAUUAGCACGGGUAUUAAUGUGUUUAAGAUUUGAAACUAAAACAUAAAGAAUGUAAUUGGUCGAA
This is a messenger RNA of Drosophila virilis, 5517 nucleotides long. RefSeq names its product maternal gene required for meiosis (gene mamo). Lineage: Eukaryota; Metazoa; Arthropoda; Insecta; Diptera; Drosophilidae. Gene Ontology annotation, molecular function: ice binding; protein binding. Gene Ontology annotation, cellular component: nucleus. Gene Ontology annotation, biological process: regulation of transcription by RNA polymerase II. The record is from RefSeq and is a predicted model, not a curated record.